Alligator mississippiensis (American alligator) is the source of this 4342-nucleotide messenger RNA. RefSeq names its product protein-lysine methyltransferase METTL21E. The transcript has 4 exons. Gene Ontology annotation, biological process: peptidyl-lysine methylation. The coding region runs from base 1 to 753 and encodes 250 amino acids. The record is from RefSeq and is a predicted model, not a curated record. Gene Ontology annotation, molecular function: protein-lysine N-methyltransferase activity. Gene Ontology annotation, cellular component: cytosol; cytoplasm. Lineage: Eukaryota; Metazoa; Chordata; Crocodylia; Alligatoridae.
AUGGAUAUGAUACCAUCGCAACGCAAUCGUCUUUUGUCAUCUGAACUGAGAAGAAAACUGGAUUACAAAGAAGGAGAAAAUGAAGAUGGACAUUUAGUUGUAGAAAUCAUGAGAAGAUGUUUUUCUCCUGCUCUUAUAACUAACAAGUCCUGGGAAAGUUUUCACUUUGUUGGCCACCAGAUAAAAAUUACAGAAGCCACUGACUGUUAUGGGGCAGUAGUGUGGCCAUCGGCUCUUGUUCUGUGUUACUUUUUGGAAACAAAUUCUAAACAGUACAGUCUGGUUGAUAAAAAUGUAAUUGAGAUUGGAGCUGGAACAGGGCUCGUCUCUAUAGUGGCCAGUUUACUCGGUGCAUAUGUGACUGCCACUGAUCUGCCUGAAGUGCUUGGAAACCUUCAGUACAACAUUCUUCAAAACACAAAAAUGAAAUGCAAGCAUCAACCUCAAGUUAAAGAGCUGUCAUGGGGUGUUGAUUUAGAAAAGAACUUUCCCUGGUCUUCAUGUCAGUUUGACUACAUCAUGGCUGCUGAUGUAGUGUACUAUCAUCCCUUCCUUGAUGAACUCCUCCUCACCUUUGAUCACUUGUGCAAAGAUAACACUGUUAUUCUCUGGGCUAUGAGAUUUAGGCUGGACAAAGAGAACCAAUUUGUAGGCAGAUUUCAGGAACUGUUUGACCUGGAGGUACUGUCUGAUUUCCCCAGUUUAAACAUAACAUUGUAUAAGGCAAUGAGAAAAAGCAGAAAAGAAGUAUGAUAAUUCAACCUGAAUUAUGUGUGUGUGAAGGUGGGACUAGAAUAUUUCACAACUAGUUAUUUUAAUAGGUUCUCUUUUAAUAAUUGCAGAAGCCUUAGUGGAUAGUAUUUUAGAGGGAAACUGAUGCUAUGACAUAAGCAAAAUAUCAAUUCCUUUAUAUACCUGGAAAGAAAUGCUAAAUUGAAUUUCCAACUAGUGGAACUUAUAGACAAAUUUCUAUUUAGAAAUUUAUUCAUAUUAUGGAAUGAAUGAUCCACAUAACAGUAGUACUGUUGCCAACAGGCCUUAGUUACAGUUUACAACAGCACCUGAUAAGAUUGGAGACCAUAAGAAGCAUAAUGCUAUAGUAAAAUCUUCCUUUUUAAAAGUUGUGGUAUCAAAUUGCACACUGCUUACCUCAUGGUGUCCCACACUGUUAAGAGUCUCUCUUUUAAUAGCUCACAAAGGCCAAUAAGGUUGACUGGAAAACGUGUAAUAGUGAACAAGUACCUACUGAUAAUAGGGGAGAAUGUGAUCCACUAAAUACUUCCUGUCUAAUUUCUAUGAUUCAUUGGUUGACCAUCCUUCCUUGUACUUUCCAAAUGUCAAGGAUCUUACAGCAGUGUAAUAUCAGGAAUGGACUUAAAGAUAAGCAGGGAGUUUAGCAACUUACUACUUGGAAAAAAAAAUAUUGCAUAAGGAUAUUACAACAUAUAACUAAGCUCUGGUUCUAAAAAUAUCCAAUCCUUGGAGCUUUGCUCCUUUCAGAAUCUACCACUGUGGAUCUGUCUCUGAGAGCACAACAAUGUGAUACUGCUCAACACCAUAAAUAGGGAGAGGUAGUUAGCGAUGUUGGUCUGAAAUUAGGCAGAAGGCAAGGCAGUGUGGUAUCUUAUGGAUUAACUCAUUCAGAGACGUAUGAGGUUUCAUAGGCUGUAGACUACUUUGACAAUGAAGCCUAAGCUUAUUCUUCCUUGCAUGAGUUGGUCUGUAAGGUGCCCCAUUUCCGUGCCUUCUGCCAAAAUGCCAUACAGUAGGGGUGUCAAAGAUAGAGCUUGUGGGCUGGAUGCAUCCUGGGAAGCCCCAUCCUCUGGAUCUUGGUACUGCCCCUGGGUCUGGAGUUGACCCACACAAUGCAUAUGGCAUGCCAGAUUGGCUCUGCCCUGGGUCAUCUGGGAUCUGUGCUUCAUACAGGAUCUGCGGUGCCCACACCAGCUGGUGUGGGAUGCACACUGCAUGGGACACAUCCCCCUCUUUGGCUGCUCUGGGAAGGGUGCUGCAUGCAGCACAGGUCUUUGACUAGCCACAAUGGGUGCUGUGUAUGGUGCUUGUCCUGGGCUCGCCCAGCACGUGUGACAUAUGCAAUAUAGUCCUGAGCUGACUUGAGGAAGUGCCAUGUGAAUUGGAUCCAGCAUGGUUGGGGAAGAGGGGUGAAAUGGUAUGUGGGCCUGAUCUGGCCUUCAGAGUUGGCCAUGCACCAUUCAUCCAGCCCUGCACCACACUUCUGGCCCAUAGGACCAGCUGAGUUUGCCACCACUGGAUCUGGGUAGCUUAUAGAGCACUGUUUCUCAAUAUUCUUAGACUGAACGCACCCCUUGGAAAAUGCCAGAUUAAAUGCAAUAUUAAGCACACAACUCUCUGGGUUCUCUAUAUAUACAAAUAGGGGUGCAUGUGUGUAAAAUUGAACCCAGAGGGUUGUGUGUGUAUUUAACUGAGAGGUGUACGCACACACAUACAUACACCCCCCUAGCGUUGUUGAAUUUUUCUCUAAUAACAAAUUUAAAAAAAAGUUCAGAAUUAUCUUAAUACUACAUCAACAAGUGGACAGCAAACAAUAAAUGAAAACCUUACAAAGAAAACAUUAAAAAUCACAAUAUAUGAACAUCUUACUGUUCCUCAGUGAUGAAUAAGCUGCAGACCAUCUUAGGGAUGGCUGCAGUUUUGCCAUCCCUAAGAAUUUCUUCACUUUGUUUCAGGUUUUGAUGCUCAAUUCUUGACAUUUGCACCUGAAACUCCAGCUUAUGCAGGAUCUACCACACUCUUACAAGGGCUAUUCAAACUUCUGAGAACUGCUUUCACUGCAGAUUGAAUCCAUCUUCUCUGAAGCCUCUGGAUAGAUCCAGUAUACUUGUGCUGUUUGUUUCUUCUUCCCAGCAGGUGCCCAGACCAGGAUGCAUAUUUGUCUGGCUGAGAAAAAAGUUAUUAACAUUUCCUUCAGCGCUUUUCAGUUCUCAAGACAGUGAACAGAUUUGCCCUCUGCCAGCAGGAGCCAGAGCUCACCCAACCCUGAUCAGUCGAUGUUUCCAACAGGACAGUCUGUUGCAGUUAGAAAUGACCCUGCCCUGUUCACAGAGAGUUCUCUCUGAACACUGGACCCCACCUGCCACAUGCACCCUUGAACCUGGUUGCUACUCUCCUCUCCUUCAGGGGUACACCCCCCAGGGCCAGCAGCCACCAACAUUACCCCACCAAGCUUAAGGCGGGGGGUCUCACUGACCUUCCCAAGAUGGAUGCUUUUUGAAAAGUUCCCUUGUAUAGUACAAGGGGGGUUACAACUACAGAAAAAUACUAGAGCAAUUCUGUUGUAAAGAAUUCAGAAAGAUCACAGAAUGCCAGAAUCAUUUUAAGACCAUCAAUUCCUAUUUUAAAUAUCUAGCUUUAUUUUGAAAAUCUUGUUUGUAGACUUAACAAUACUAAUGUUGUAUGGCAUGCUGUGGUACCCUUGAAAGGAUCUCAAGGCAGCCCAGGGUGCCUUGGCACCCUGGUUGAGAAUCACUGUCAUAGAGAGACUGUUAAGAUUAUUUUGAAUAAGCAUAAAAAAUAAUUGUUUGUCCCUUAACUGUAUAGAUUCCUGGCUGGUGUGGCCAUGCUGCUGUGCAUGAAGCAAAUCAGAUGUAGGGAUGCAGAGUGGGACAGUUCUUUGGACACUACUGAAGCUCUUGAUUUGUUAUGUAAACAUGUGAGCUGUUGAAGCUCCUGCCAUGUUAUUGGUGCAGAAAAGCUUCUUGUGUUGGAUUGAUGCUGAGAGUUUAGAAAGCUUUGGUCAAGGACAAGUGUUCUGACAAGGACAAAGUUUUUGGUGGCAGAGCAGUUCAGGCACCUUGUUGUGGCUCUUGAGGUAUGAGUUUGAGCCCUUCUUUGGUCCCAUGCAAAAGACUGACCCUAGUUGAUUUGGCUGUGAACAAACACCUGGUCAUUCAAGCUGAGGAGUUAAGGGUAGCUGGAAUUGUUGAUGGACAUAUCCCUCCUUUUAUGCCACAGGCUAUAGAAACUGGCAUACCUUUACUCUCCUAGGUCCAUGUGUUGUUAAACUUGGGCAGUUCUUUGAUUUUUGAUGCAACUCAGGCGCUUCUAGCCUACCACUUCUACCCCUACAGACUCCAACCUCCCCCAGAGACUGCAGAUAUCUCCUUAUCAGAGACUCUAGCUUUCCUCAACAGCUGUAAUGUUCAUGACAACUUUUGCAGUGACCAGGAGUAGUUUAAAUUCUGUUUAAUUCUGCCACUUGUUUAGAAUGCUUUACAAAAUAUAUUAAUCACAAUUACUGCUCUUGUGACAAAUAUUUAUUAUAUUAUCUUGUAAAUCUUUAUUAUAUUUAUUUUUAUGGCUA